AAGAAAAUACAUACAUAUAGUCAGCUUAAAGGCUUUGUCUUCUUCUAUCUCAAGAAAGAAGAUGCAGCCUCAAAUAUUUUCCUUCCUCUUCCUCUUCUUCAUUGGAUUUGCUUCUGCAGGUUAUCUUCAGAAUCCGGAUUUUGAAUCCCCACCAAAGAGCCUGACUGAAAACACCGGUUCCCCUUUUGUUACGCUGAAUGAAAACAACACAAUCCCAGGAUGGACAUUCCAAGGGACAGUUCAGUAUGUAACAGCUGGUCAAACCAUAGCUUUGCCAGAUAAUGGACAUGCCGUACAAUUGGGUCAAGAUGGCAAAAUCAACCAGACUUUCACAGCCGAUGCUGAUUACACGAAUUAUAUACUCACAUUCACUCUAGCUCCAGGCGGUCAGAAUUGUUCUGCCAAUGCUGAUGUACUAGUGUCAGGACCAGACAGUCAGGGGAUCUUCUCUUUCAAGCAGCAUUAUGGCAAGGAAGCAUGGCAGAGCUAUGGGCAGCACUUGGGCCUCGGCGGUCAGAAGGAACCCAUCAACCUUGUCAUUGAAAGCCAAGGAGUAGAAUCUGAUGACAACUCCACUUGUUGGCCAGUGAUCGACUCAUUACUUAUCAAAACAAUCGGAACACUGGUUCAAGGCAAAGAUAACUUGCUGCUGAACGGAGGGUUUGAAUUUGGCCCAGAAUUUUUAAGCAAUUCUACCGAAGGGAUUCUGCUUGAUUCAGCAUUAAGUCCUGUUCUGUCUCCAUUAAGACAAUGGGCAGUCGUAGGAACAAUCAAAUACAUAGACUCCAAGCACUUCUUUGUGCCCCAUGGCAAUGCUGCAGUGGAGAUUGUCUCAGGUGUUUCAGCUGGCAUACAGACUGAUGUAACACUCACAGCAGGUUCUGCAUAUAGUUUGGAGUUCACACUAGGAGAUGCCAACAAUGCCUGUGAGGGCGAUUUUAUAGUAGAAGUUCGAGCUGAAUCAGUAGUUCAGAAUUUUACAGUACAGAGCAAUGGGACAGGAUCAGCCCAGAAAUCUUCCAUGAAGUUUGAGGCAGGAUCGCGUGCAACGCGUAUCAGUUUCUUCAGCUACACAACAAGUCAGACAAAAGAUGGCAUCUUCUGCGGCCCUGUGGUUGAUGAUGUACUGUUGCUUUCCUCCAAUUGCCUGAGACUGGCAAUCAAGCCGAACAUUUUGAUUUCUCUGUUAUUUCUCAUACUCAUUUUUUGGUAAUGAGUUAUUAAAAAAGGCAAUUCUUUAACUAUGUAGUCGAGCAAGCCUUUUUGCUGGUUUCUGUUUUAUCAAGUGAAUUAGAACUUCAAGCAAUUAUUUUUCCAUUAACACCGGAUCGAUGCUUAUUGAUAUUAUUAUGAGGAUUCAAGGUAUAUUUAUUCAAUCCUA
Molecule: messenger RNA, 1381 nt
Organism: Theobroma cacao (cacao)
Lineage: Eukaryota; Viridiplantae; Streptophyta; Magnoliopsida; Malvales; Malvaceae
Product: Emb:.1 protein, putative (Protein of unknown function, DUF642)
Source: RefSeq, a predicted model, not a curated record